AUGGAUGAGGAUUGGGAUUUGUUUGCCAUUGUUAGAAGUUGUCAAUCAUCUACCAAUAAUACUACUAGCAAUAGUUCUAUGCCAUCUUCUUCCACUUCUGAUUUCAAGGUAGAAUUAGAAUAUGAUGCAUUUUCUUUUCCCAAUAUAGUGCAACCUAUAACCAAUGAGAUUCAAGAGCUAAACCAAUUAUUCACAUCUUUUAACCCCACCAACACCACCACUACUACCACUAGUGCUCAUGGUAUCAAUCCCUAUUCCCCUACUCAUAUGGCCAAAUGCAUUGGACAGCAACAAUACCAUCUUCACCCUAUUACUUCCCCUUCCAUUUGGCCUAACUUUGUUCAAGAAGCAUCCCCCUCUACCUUCAACAAAUUUAAUAACCAACAACUACAAACAAUGAAACAAGAAUUUCAAGUACCACAAAGCAUCCAACCUCAAAUACCUAGGUCAAGAAAAAGAAAAAGUCAACAAGGAAAAAUGGUGUGUCAUGUAACCGCAGAUAAUCUCUCAGCAGAUUUGUGGGCAUGGCGAAAAUAUGGACAAAAACCUAUUAAAGGUUCUCCAUAUCCAAGGAACUAUUAUAGAUGUAGCAGUUCCAAAGGUUGUACUGCGAGAAAGCAAGUUGAAAGGAGCAAUACUGAAGCAGACAUGUUUAUUGUGACAUACACAGGAGACCACAACCAUCCAAAACCUACCCACCGGAACUCGCUCGCCGGAAGUACACGAACCAAGUCGCCGACAAUUCAGCUAUCCUCUUCAACUUCCUGUCAACCUAACAACACGAAUUCUUCCUCCUCCUCGUUAGGAGCUUCGGUUGAAGAAGAAGAGGAUAUGGAAGUGGAAAUGGAAACUGACGAGGAAGGUGAAGAAGGUUGUGAAUUGUGA
Molecule: messenger RNA, 885 nt
Organism: Lathyrus sativus (Indian pea)
Lineage: Eukaryota; Viridiplantae; Streptophyta; Magnoliopsida; Fabales; Fabaceae
Source: the annotation of a GenBank genome assembly